AUGGCGACGGCGGACGGACCGAUCCGCGUUCAGGUCAGCGACGACGACACCGGGCUCGUGUGGUCCGCGGAGGAGUACCACAGGCUGCGGACGCGGCAUCGCGUCGUCGGCGCGCUCGUCGGCGGCCUGCCCGGGUUUAGGCAGCAAGAUUCCGUGCACGGUCUCCCCGCGCGUCUGUCCCCGGAGGAAGUCACGCUCGCGCUUCACAGAGGGUGGGUCACGCUGUACGUCGCGCGCGACGCAGUCGCGGCCGCGGCGACCGCGGCGGAACGCGCGCCGCCGCCGCCCGCGGCGAAGAGACCGACCGUCGCGAACAAAGGCUGGGGCGUCAAGCCCAAGGGCGGUUUCCACAAUCAGAAGCGUCUGAAGACGACAAAGAGCCUCGCGUCGGACGCGGACGCGGGGUGGGAGCGCGUCCUGAACACGUCGUUCGUGGAGAUCCCACUGCGCGCGCCCUCGGACGCGCCGGACGACGCCGACGCGGGGCCGGACGCGUCGUCCCCGGAGUGGAGCUACCCGCGGACGGACGCGCAGCGGCGCCGGUUCGCGGUGUUUUCCGAUCUGCACGCGCGCGGGUUGACGAUGACCGCGGGGGUCAAGUUCGGGUCGGAUUACCUCGCGUACCCGGGGGAACCGAUGGCGUACCACGCGUGUUUCACCGUGAAGGUGUGCGACGGCGACGAGCGGAUGCGCGCGCGCGAGCUCAGCGCGGCGAGUCGGAUGUCGCACGCGGCGAGGAAAAACUUGGUGCUGGCGACGGCGACGGCGGCGGCGGCGGCGACGGCGGCGGCGACGGGGGCGACGGCGGGGGGGGGCGGCGGGGAAGUGGGGGACGACGCGUCGCCGCCGCCGCCGCCGCCGCCGCCGCGCGUGAUGAAGGUUUCGUACGUCACCGUGACGCCGGACAUCGAGCAGAGCAAGGGCGGACGCGUCGAGCGCGGGGGCUGA
Micromonas pusilla CCMP1545 is the source of this 948-nucleotide messenger RNA. RefSeq lists its product as uncharacterized. The coding region runs from base 1 to 948 and encodes 315 amino acids. The record is from RefSeq and is a predicted model, not a curated record. Lineage: Eukaryota; Viridiplantae; Chlorophyta; Mamiellophyceae; Mamiellales; Mamiellaceae. Gene Ontology annotation, biological process: tRNA-type intron splice site recognition and cleavage; tRNA splicing, via endonucleolytic cleavage and ligation. The transcript has a single exon. Gene Ontology annotation, molecular function: nucleic acid binding; tRNA-intron lyase activity.